Mandrillus leucophaeus (drill) is the source of this 522-nucleotide messenger RNA. RefSeq lists its product as uncharacterized. Lineage: Eukaryota; Metazoa; Chordata; Mammalia; Primates; Cercopithecidae. The record is from RefSeq and is a predicted model, not a curated record.
AUGGGAGACAACCUCUGGCUCGGCCUACGUGCCCAAGACCCAUGGAGGGCCCUGCGCCCAGCCCAGAGCCCCAGAGCCUGCAGACCCCACGCCGACUGUGGGAAUCAAGGAUUUAGGAGAAAAGCUCAGACGCCGUGGCUGACUCCUACCACUGACCACGACGUACCAGCGCAGCGAGACGAGGGCGCAGUACACUGGCUCUCCCGAUCGGGACGCGCGAGUCUCCGAAUACGUAGGCCCAGCCCCCACAACGCCCAGACCACCUCCACGGGGGGCCUUCCCAGUAUCCGACCGGGGCGUCCUGGACCGCCGCCAGCUCUAUCUGACCACCUCCCCGGCCCGGGACUUUCGGUUCUAUCCCAAGAUUCAGCUGUAUCCUCACCAUCCUGCCCUGCUCCCACAGGAGCUGUCCGGAUACCCCCUCAAGGACUCCCUGACCUACUGGAGCUUCGAAGGGACUCCCUAACUCUGGGGUCACGACCCGCAGCGGCCGCCCCUCUUCUCCAGGCCACCCUUUCCUAG